AUGAGCCAGAAGCAUGGUCAAGAAGCAGAUUUUUUUCUUUUUUUUUUUUUUUUUAAACAUUCUUUUUUUUCCCAAUUCUUUUGCCACUCUCCUCCUCCUCCAUUCUUCUACCACUCACUUCUACUCUUCCAUUCUUCUACCUGCCACUCACUCCUCCUCCUCUUCCUCCAUUCUUCUCUUACUCACACACUCCUCCUCUUCCUCCAUUCUUCUCUUACUCACACACUCCUCCUCUUCCUCCAUUCUUCUCUUACUCACACACUCCUCCUCUUCCUCCAUUCUUCUCUUACUCACACACUCCUCCUCUUCCUCCAUUCUUCUCUUACUCACACACUCCUCCUCUUCCUCCAUUCUUCUUCUACUCACACACUCCUCCAGUCAUUUUCCACUCUCUCCUCCUCCUCAUUCUUCUCCCACCACUCACUCCUCCUCAUUCUUCUCCCGCCACUCUCUCCUCCUCUUUCUCCUGCCACUCACUCCUCCUCUUUCUCCUGCCACUCUCUCCUCCUCUUUCUCCUGCCACUCUCUCCUCCUCUUUCUCCUGCCACUCUCUCCUCCUCUUUCUCCUGCCACUCUCUCCUCAUAAUUCUUUUGCCACUCUCUCCUCCUCCUUUCUCUUACAGUUUAACACUUCAGUAA
Messenger RNA from Acanthosepion pharaonis, 639 nucleotides. The record is from the annotation of a GenBank genome assembly. NCBI's taxonomy places the organism in Eukaryota, Metazoa, Mollusca, Cephalopoda, Sepiida, Sepiidae.